Penicillium mononematosum is the source of this 2472-nucleotide messenger RNA. RefSeq lists its product as uncharacterized. The record is from RefSeq and is a predicted model, not a curated record. Gene Ontology annotation, molecular function: oxidoreductase activity; carbohydrate binding. The transcript has 10 exons. Lineage: Eukaryota; Fungi; Ascomycota; Eurotiomycetes; Eurotiales; Aspergillaceae. Bases 1 to 2472 code for a protein of 823 amino acids.
AUGUCUGAAUCAUCUGAGUACGAGUACUACCAGAUCCAAGCCCGGUUUCCGGCCAAAGAUUCCAAUCCUGAUGAUGGCAUCAACCGCAAGGUCUUUGUCCGACAAGAUAUCGACGAAUGGAGCAGCAAGAAGUCGAACAAAAAGCAAGUGGAUAUUUUUAUCCUAGCUCUGGACAAUUUCCAGAAGCUGGACCCCAAAGAAAGACUGUCUUACUUUCAAGUGGCUGGUAUUCAUGGACAACCCUUUGUGCGAUGGGAUGAUCCUAGCCCAGAGCCCAUGAAAAGUGGCUACUGUUUCCAUUCUCAUGUGAUCUUUCCCGUUUGGCACCGACCAUAUGUGCUUCUUUUCGAGCAAGUAUUGUAUGACAUCAUGGUCAAGGAGGUUAUCCCUCAAUUCCCGGAAGCCCAUCAAGCUUCAUGGCGUCAACAAGCCGAGUCCUGGCGCCUUCCCUUCUGGGACUGGGCCCGAAAUGGCCGUGUCCCUGACUUGGCCAAAUACCCUACCAUCACUGUCCCAAGGCCCCAGGGCGGAUCGGUUCGAAUCAAUAAUCCACUGUUUCAAUUUCGCAUGCCUACAGACAAGCCGAUGCGAAGUGAGGGCGUCGGUACUGAAAACACAUGGGAAAACGACGCCGAACAGGAGGAGUAUAAGAACUUUGGCAAUGCAAUUGGAACUAGUCGUUGGCCUGAUGAAGAGGACCAGAAACCAACUAGCGAGGGCUGGCGGCACGGUGUAGUCAAUAACCGCAAAGUGGCAGAUGCUUUCAACGCUCACGAAGGAUACAAUGACAAGAAUCAUGGUCCUGCAGCUGAAAUGGUGUACCGUCUGCUUACCGUGCCCAUGGAUUACAUUACCUUUGCAAGCACAAAUCCAACCUCGAAAGAUCAAAAUGUGGAUGAAGACUUGAACAUUGAAUAUGUGAUAUGCGAUUCCCAACUGCUUCAAACACUAAUAACACUAUUUCAAAGCCAUGGCUGGACAGGUGCUGCAGGACACAUGGGAAAUGUACCUGUUGCCUCUUUUGAUCCGCUGUUCUUCUUGCACCACUGCAACACCGACCGUCUUUUCGCUAUCUGGCAAGCUCUCAACCCGGACAAGUGGAUGGAUAACAUUCCUGCCGACAAUGCUACCAUUCGUGAUUCAUUUGGCAAAGAGCACAUCGUGAAUGGGAACACGCCUCUUCAGCCAUUCAGGCAUGAUGCUGAAGGAAAUUAUUGGACUCCUGAAGGGGUCAGGUUUACCCCCAAUCUGGGUUAUUCUUAUCCAGAGCUGCCAAGAUGGGAGACUAAAUACCACCAGCAGGACGGAACACUCAACCAAGUUCUGUUCAAGGAAAACAUCACCACCACCAUCAACAGAUUAUAUGGUGUGUCGCGUGAUUUGGCGUUGGACCCUAAGGCUCCAACCCCAGAGGGCGUUGAGGAAAUUGACGGUGGGCUCAGAAUUCCCGACUUCGCUUUCAGUGUUCGGUUCUUGAAAUAUGCAUUGGGAGGGCGGCCUUUCUGGGUCAAAUUGUAUCUCGCCCAGGAGGACGGCAUACAAACCCCACUGACAGACUUGAUCGCGGAGGUGUAUAACUUUAGUCAAAAGCCCGAGUUGGAUGGUUCUUCAGUCUGCGAGAACUGCACCAAAGGACAGAAAUCCCGCGUCAAGUCAACCGCUUACAUCCCAAUUACCCCGGGUGGACGCAAACUGAAGUCAUUGACUCGCGACGAGGUUUUGGCGUAUAUACAAAAGCGCGCAUACUGGCGGAACGAGAAAGAAUUACCUCGCUACGAGGUGGAGAAGCUGGAGCUGGAAAUCAUUGGCAGCAGCAACGACACCAAGCAUUUCACUAACCCCGCUACUCCACCAGCCUUUGAAAACUUCAAGAAAGAGCCUACCAUUACUGGCGGUGCUGAUGGAGCGCUGGAUCCGGAGUUGAAGCAGCCAAAGAUUGACCCACCAACUCCUCGACCGAGACGACCAAGAGCAAAUCUCCCACUUCAUGGUAGUCUUCAAUUCCAGCAGACUCUCAAAGCAGACAGUGUCAUUCUCAUCGAGUCGUCGAGCGUGGAUCCUGUCAAACCCGACGAUGGCGUCGACAUGACCCAGAUUUCCAUCAUGGAUGCAAAGAACGAUAUCAUCUUCCAUAUCUCUAUUCGCCGAGCUCAGGGUAAGGUCAUUUUCAACUCUAAGCUCGGCGGAUCAUGGGGUGAGGAGGAACGGAUCGAUAUUUCCCGUCGAUUCGACAGUGAAGAUGGAGCGACAAUUUUGAUUCAUGACCAAGGGGGAGGCUUUGAAGUUUCUAUUGACUGGGUCCAUGCAAUUUGGUUUGCUAAACGUGCUCAGGACACAACACCACAGUCAAUCCAGUAUGAUCUUUGGAACAAGGAGGGAACUUCCGCUUUAUCAGAGGAUCUCGAAGUGCGCACAUAUCCUUCGAUGAAAGCUUUGUUCCUCCAAAAGCAUGCUCAUGAGGAGGAGAAGUAG